CUAUUUUUUCCACAUUGACAGUCGGCCACGUGAUACACCGGUGUCUCCCAACUUCCUUUUACGUAGUGAACCACAUGGUCGCGACCUUGCUUGCUAUCUUCUCUUCCUUUUCAUCAGAGAUGGCUACCAACAACGAACGUUCAUUUAUUAUGGUUAAGCCCGACGGAGUCCAACGAGGACUCGUCGGUGAAAUCAUGAAGAGGUUUGAACAAAGAGGCUAUAAACUCGUUGCCUGUAAACAAAUGCAGGCUUCAAAGCAGCAUUUAGAGAAGCACUACGCAGAUCUUUCAAGCAAAGGAUUCUUUGCUGGUUUGGUCACCUACAUGGCCAGUGGACCUGUUGUUGCCAUGGUCUGGGAAGGAAAGGAUGUGGUAAAGACUGGCAGGAAAAUGCUGGGAGCCACAAACCCUCUGGAUUCCAACCCAGGAACCAUCAGGGGAGACUACUGUAUUGAUGUUGGCAGGAAUAUAUGCCAUGGCAGCGAUUCUGUGGAGAGUGCCAAGCGGGAAAUAGAUCUGUGGUUUAAACCUGAGGAGGUUAUGGACUACUCUGCCUGUUCCGGUCCCUGGAUAUAUGAGUGACUUUCUGUAUCUAUGUUGUAGACCAGGUUGUGUAGACCAUGACAAGGGGUCAUCAGUGUUGUUUAUAAUCGCAAUAAAACUGAACGUCACGAGUUUGUUUGUGAACAUGAAA
Molecule: messenger RNA, 693 nt
Organism: Ostrea edulis (European flat oyster)
Lineage: Eukaryota; Metazoa; Mollusca; Bivalvia; Ostreida; Ostreidae
Product: nucleoside diphosphate kinase B-like
Exons: 4
Coding region: 75-581 (168 amino acids)
Biological process (GO): UTP biosynthetic process; GTP biosynthetic process; CTP biosynthetic process
Molecular function (GO): nucleoside diphosphate kinase activity
Source: RefSeq, a predicted model, not a curated record